Messenger RNA from Scatophagus argus, 1996 nucleotides. Its product is annotated as olfactory receptor 6N2-like. The transcript has a single exon. Gene Ontology annotation, molecular function: olfactory receptor activity; G protein-coupled receptor activity. The record is from RefSeq and is a predicted model, not a curated record. Bases 719 to 1645 code for a protein of 308 amino acids. Gene Ontology annotation, cellular component: membrane. Gene Ontology annotation, biological process: G protein-coupled receptor signaling pathway. NCBI's taxonomy places the organism in Eukaryota, Metazoa, Chordata, Actinopteri, Scatophagidae.
UGGACGAACUUGUUCAAGCUCACAUAGCGUACUUUUGGUGGAGUUAUUAAAACUUUGUUGACUAAUGGUGGACUAAAUGGCCUUUUAUUUUUGAGUUUUGACAGUAUCUGUGAUCUUAGUUUCCUACUCUUAGUUGUGAAUGUGAGCUUAUUGGUUUUAAAUGAAGUUAACUGUUGCUCGACUAGUCAAUAUUAAGGUGAUGUGUAAGUUUGAUUCUUUAUGGAUUCUUGAGCCGUGGUGUCAUACUGAUGUUAUUAUGAGUGUGAACAACCUUGUCGUUAUCUACUUUGGCUUCCACAUUCCUGUCACCACAAGUGACCACUGGAAGGUGAUAAGCUAUCACUUCAAUCCCAACCAGGCCUGACAGCAAAAUGUGUUGCUUGCACUGGUAGAUUUCAACCUGAUGCAAGGACAUGUGAACUGACAAGUUCAGGCCUCCCGCACUUGAUGAUGUUAUUUGCAUGUUAGUCGCUCUGCAUGACAACUUUAAUGAGAUCCAUGGAGGGUGAAGCAACCUGAUAAAAAUAAAACAUCGCACAGACUCAAACAGUUCACUCUGUGACAUCUGGAGAUGAACAUACUCCUCAAGUGUUUCAAAGUCAGGUAUUUGUGAAUGAGAACGACUCUCCAGCACAGAUUAUUCAGUGUUUUUCUCUCUUAUUGUAUUUCUCAGUGAGGUAAUUUGCCUGUUUUAUUCAUAUUAUUUUUGACAACAUUAAUGGAUGAUGAAUUAAAUAUCACAUAUUUAACUCUUGAUGGGCACGUGGAAGUGGACAAAUACAGAUAUCUUUAUUUUUUGGUUAUAUUCACAGCUUAUAUUCUAAUAAUCUGCAGUAAUUCUACUGUUGUGUAUCUCAUCUGGAUUCAUCAAAACCUCCAUGAGCCCAUGUACAUUUUCAUUGCAGCUCUGUUAAUCAACUCUCUUCUUUUCAGCACUGUGAUCUACCCAAAGCUGUUGAUUGACUUUUUAUCUGAGAAACAGAUCAUAUCUUAUUCAGCCUGCCUCUUUCAGUUUCAUGCAUUUUACUCUUUAGGUGGUUCAGAGUUCUUACUGUUGGCAGCCAUGUCUUAUGACAGAUAUGUGUCCAUAUGUAAACCUCUGCAGUAUCCAGCUAUCAUGAGGAAAACAACUGUCAGUAUUUUCUUGGUCUUAGCUUGGGUUCUGCCUGCUUCUCAGGUCGCAGUGCCAGCUGGGUUAAGUGCUAAUAAAAAACUCUGUAGCUUUUCUUUAAAAGGAAUUUUUUGUAAUAAUACAGUUUACAAACUUCAAUGUGUGGUCUCAAGAGAACAAAUUAUACAUGAUAUGUUCAUUUUGCUAAAUGUUGCACUUCUUCCAGUGCUUUUCAUUCUUUUUACAUACAUCAGAAUAUUUAUAAUAUCCUAUCGAAGUAGCAGAGAAGUCAGGAGAAAAGCUGCACAGACCUGUUUACCACACUUGUUAGUUUUAAUCAACUUUUCCUGUUUGUGUGCAUAUGAUGUCAUUACAGUCCAGCUUGAAUCUGAUUUUCCCAAGACUGUACGCUUAAUAAUGACUUUACAGAUAGUAAUGUAUCAUCCUCUCUUCAAUCCAAUCAUGUAUGGACUCAAAAUGAAAGAAAUUUCUAAACACCUCAAGAAGUUGUUGUGUUCCACCAAAAUGAUGUGAUGUAUUAACGCUGCAAACAGAUGUACAGACAUUCUGUAAUUUAGUCACAAGGAUACUUUCAGUGCAGUUUGAACAGUAAUGAAUUUUGUCAACUCCAUCAUUGUAAUGACUGAUGUUAUUGGCUCUUUAUUCAGUCACAGCACAACAGAACCUCAUCAUGACUGAUGCCAUUCACAUUAUUUAUAUUAUCAUCUGUGGGUCUAUUGAUUACAUUUAUAAUGGUGGUCAUAAACAGAAGACAAACAUUGUAAGUGCUGAAAAUGUCGACACUACACAGUGACCUACUGCUCUGGCCAAUCACAGUCCUUUUUUUCUGCCAUCUUGUUUUCAUUUAGAAACACAUUGGAUUCA